Molecule: messenger RNA, 822 nt
Organism: Mycetomoellerius zeteki
Lineage: Eukaryota; Metazoa; Arthropoda; Insecta; Hymenoptera; Formicidae
Gene: bic
Product: bicaudal
Exons: 4
Coding region: 235-795 (186 amino acids)
Source: RefSeq, a predicted model, not a curated record
CCGGAAACGAUCUCUGACGUAGAUUAGGUAUCGCAAGCGAGCGAGUGAACGUACGCUUCCAUUUUCUCGAGCAUCUCGGACGGAUCGGUGAGCACGUGUUGUGUUUAGCCGGUCUCCGCGCUCGCACGACGUCGACUCGUACAAGAGGAAGAAUUUCACGUGUAGCAACGUACUAGUCGCAGUCACCCCUCGUUUGUGCGUGCCCGCCCCCUCGUGCACGACAGAGGUUAAAGCAUGAAUCCCGAGAAGCUGAAGAAACUCCAGGCUCAAGUGCGAAUCGGCGGCAAGGGUACACCCCGACGCAAGAAGAAGGUUGUACAUGCAACUGCUGCUACAGAUGACAAAAAGUUACAGAGUUGUCUAAAAAAACUUUCUGUAAAUACAAUUCCUGGGAUAGAGGAGGUUAAUAUGAUUAAAGAUGAUGGCACAGUCAUUCAUUUUAAUAAUCCGAAAGCUCAGGCUAGUCUGUCCGCUAAUACAUUUGCUAUCACUGGUCACGGAGAAAAUAAACAAAUAACUGAAAUGCUACCAGGAAUAUUGAGCCAACUUGGCCCAGAGGGUUUAACACAACUGAAACGAUUAGCGAGUACAGUUGCUGGAAGUGCGGUUGGAAAAACUACAUUGGAAGAGGACGACGAGGUGCCUGACUUAGUAGAGAACUUCGAUGAAGCUAGCAAAGAAGAGGUGGCUCCCAAAAAGGAAUUGGAUGAAAAUGAUAAACCUAAUGGUGAGAAGAAAGACGCCAUUAUUAUUGAAGAAAAAAAAGAAGCUCCAUUAGCUACACCUGAAGCUUAAGAAUGAAUGCUAAGAUAUUUCAUACAA